CAGGAGCUGCAGCUGCCGCCGCCCGCGUCUUCGAGGGCUCACCGCUUCCUCACCAGACACCCGGGCUCGGCCGCCAUGUCCGCCGCGGACGAGGUCGAUGGGCUGGGCGUGGCCCGGCCGCACUAUGGCUCUGUUCUGGAUAAUGAGAGACUCACCGCAGAAGAAAUGGAUGAAAGGAGACGUCAGAAUGUGGCUUAUGAGUACCUUUGCCAUUUGGAGGAAGCAAAGAGGUGGAUGGAAGCAUGUCUUGGGGAAGACUUACCACCUACCACAGAACUGGAAGAGGGGCUGAGGAAUGGAGUCUACCUUGCCAAACUGGGAAACUUUUUUUCUCCUAAAGUGGUGUCCCUGAAAAAAAUCUAUGAUCGAGAGCAGACCAGAUACAAGGCAACUGGCCUUCACUUCAGACACACUGAUAACGUGAUUCAGUGGUUGAAUGCCAUGGAUGAGAUUGGAUUGCCUAAGAUUUUCUAUCCAGAAACCACAGAUAUUUAUGAUCGAAAGAACAUGCCAAGAUGUAUCUACUGUAUUCAUGCACUCAGUUUGUACCUGUUCAAACUUGGCCUAGCUCCUCAGAUUCAAGACCUUUAUGGAAAGGUUGACUUCACAGAAGAAGAAAUCAACAACAUGAAGAUCGAACUAGAGAAGUACGGAAUUCAGAUGCCUGCCUUCAGCAAGAUUGGGGGCAUUUUGGCUAAUGAGCUCUCAGUGGAUGAAGCUGCAUUACAUGCUGCUGUUAUCGCUAUUAAUGAAGCUAUUGACCGUAGAAUUCCAGCCGACACAUUUGCAGCUUUGAAAAAUCCCAAUGCCAUGCUUAUAAAUCUUGAAGAGCCCUUGGCUUCUACUUACCAGGAUAUACUUUACCAGGCUAAGCAUGACAAAAUGACAAAUGCUAAAAAUAGGACAGAAAACCCCGACAGAGAACGGGACGUUUAUGAGGAGCUGCUCACCCAAGCUGAAAUUCAAGGCAAUAUAAACAGAGUCAAUACAUUUUCUGCGUUAGCAAAUAUUGACCUGGCUUUAGAGCAGGCAGCUGUGUCAGCCCUGUUCAAGGCUCUGCAGUCACCAGCUCUGGGUCUGCGAGGGCUGCAGCAACAGAACAGCGACUGGUACUUGAAGCAGCUCCUCAGUGACAAGCAGCAGAAGAGACAGAACGGACAGACUGAUCCUCUGCAGAAGGAGGAGGUGCAGUCUGGAGUGGAUGCUGCAAACAGUGCUGCCCAACAGUAUCAGAGAAGAUUGGCAGCUGUGGCAGCAAUCAAUGCUGCGAUCCAGAAGGGUGUCGCUGAGAAGACUGUUCUGGAGCUAAUGAAUCCUGAAGCCCAACUGCCCCAGGUGUAUCCAUUUGCUGCCGAUCUUUAUCAGAAGGAGCUGGCUACUUUGCAGCAACAGAAUCUUGAACACAGCCUCACCCAUCCCGAGCUGUCGGUUGCCGUGGAGAUGCUGUCAUCUGUGGCCCUCAUCAACAGGGCUUUGGAGUCAGGAGACAUGAAUACAGUGUGGAAGCAGCUGAGCAGCUCAGUUACAGGCCUGACCAAUAUUGAGGAAGAAAACUGUCAGAGGUAUCUUGAUGAGCUGAUGAAACUGAAAGCUCAGGAACAUGCAAAAAACAAUGAAUUCAUUUCAUGGAAUGACAUCCAAGCUUGUGUGGACCAUGUGAACGUGGUGGUGCAAGAGGAGCAUGAGCGGAUAUUGGCCAUUAGUCUAAUUAAUGAAGCCCUGGAUGAAGGUGAUGCCCAAAAGACUUUGCAGGCCUUGCAGAUUCCUGCAGCCAAGCUUGAGGGUGUCGUUGCAGAAGUGGCCCAGCAUUACCAAGACACACUGAUCAGAGCAAAGAGAGAAAAGGCCCAGGAAACCCAGGAUGAAUCAGCUGUGUUGUGGUUGGAUGAAAUUCAAGGUGGAAUCUGGCAGUCCAACAAAGACACCCAAGAAGCACAGAAGUUUGCCUUGGGCAUCUUUGCCAUUAAUGAAGCUGUAGAAAGCGGUGAUGUUGGCAAAACACUGAGUGCCCUUCGUUCUCCUGAUGUUGGCUUAUAUGGAGUCAUUCCUGAAUGUGGCGAAACUUACCAGGGUGACCUUGCUGAAGCCAAGAAGAAAAGACUGGCAGCAGGAGACAGUAACAGCAAGUGGGUGAAGCACUGGGUGAAAGGCGGAUAUUAUUAUUACCAUAACCUGGAGACCCAGGAAGGAGGAUGGGAUGAACCCCCAGGUUUUGUGCAGAAUUCUAUGCAGCUUUCUCGGGAAGACAUCCAGAGUUCCAUCUCUGGGGUGACUGCUGCAUAUAACAGAGAGCAGCUUUGGCUGGCCAAUGAAGGUCUGAUCACCAAGUUGCAAGCCUGCUGCCGCGGGUACUUAGUUCGACGGGAAUUCCGAUCCAGGAUGGACUUCCUGAAGAAACAGAUCCCCGCCAUCUCCUGCAUUCAGUCACAGUGGAGAGGAUACAAGCAGAAGAAGGCAUAUCAAGAUCGUUUAGCUUACCUGCGCUCCCAUAAAGAUGAAGUUGUAAAGAUUCAGUCCCUGGCCAGGAUGCAUCAAGCUAGAAAGCGCUAUAGAGAUCGUCUGCAGUAUUUUCGAGACCAUAUAAAUGACAUUAUCAAAAUCCAGGCUUUCAUUCGGGCAAACAAAGCUCGUGAUGACUACAAGACUCUCAUAAAUGCUGAGGAUCCUCCUAUGAUUGUGGUUCGGAAGUUUGUCCACCUCCUGGACCAAAGUGACCAGGACUUUCAGGAGGAGCUUGAUCUCAUGAAGAUGCGGGAGGAAGUCAUCACCCUCAUCCGAUCCAACCAGCAGCUGGAGAAUGACCUAAAUCUCAUGGACAUCAAAAUUGGGCUGCUAGUGAAAAACAAGAUUACCCUGCAGGAUGUGGUUUCCCACAGUAAAAAGCUUACCAAGAAAAAUAAGGAACAAUUGUCUGAUAUGAUGAUGAUAAAUAAGCAGAAAGGAGGUCUCAAAGCCUUGAGCAAGGAAAAGAGAGAGAAAUUGGAAGCUUAUCAGCACCUGUUUUAUUUAUUACAAACCAAUCCCACCUAUCUGGCCAAGCUAAUCUUUCAGAUGCCUCAGAACAAGUCUACCAAGUUCAUGGACUCUGUCAUCUUCACACUGUACAACUAUGCAUCCAACCAGCGAGAGGAGUACCUGCUCCUGCGACUCUUUAAGACAGCACUUCAGGAGGAGAUCAAGUCAAAGGUGGAUCAGAUUCAGGAGAUUGUGACAGGAAAUCCUACAGUUAUUAAGAUGGUUGUGAGUUUCAACCGUGGUGCCCGGGGCCAGAAUGCCCUGAGGCAGAUCUUGGCCCCUGUCGUGAAGGAGAUUAUGGAUGACAAAUCUCUCAACAUCAAGACUGACCCUGUGGAUAUUUACAAAUCUUGGGUUAAUCAGAUGGAGUCUCAGACAGGAGAGGCAAGCAAACUGCCCUAUGACGUAACCCCUGAGCAGGCUCUGGCCCAUGAAGAAGUGAAGACCCGGCUAGACAAUUCCAUCAGGAACAUGAGGGCUGUAACAGACAAGUUCCUGUCAGCUAUCAUCAGCUCUGUGGACAAAAUCCCUUAUGGGAUGCGUUUCAUUGCCAAAGUGCUAAAGGACUCGUUGCAUGAGAAGUUCCCUGAUGCUGGUGAGGACGAGCUGCUGAAGAUCAUUGGUAACUUGCUUUACUACCGAUACAUGAACCCAGCCAUUGUUGCUCCUGAUGCCUUUGACAUUAUAGACCUGUCAGCCGGGGGCCAGCUUACCACAGACCAGCGGCGAAACCUGGGCUCCAUUGCGAAGAUGCUUCAGCAUGCAGCUUCCAAUAAGAUGUUUCUGGGUGACAAUGCCCACUUAAGCAUCAUUAAUGAGUAUCUUUCUCAGUCCUACCAGAAAUUCAGACGGUUUUUCCAAACUGCUUGUGAUGUUCCAGAGCUCCAGGAUAAAUUUAACGUGGAUGAGUACUCUGAUUUAGUAACCCUCACCAAGCCAGUGAUCUACAUCUCCAUUGGUGAAAUCAUCAACACCCACACCCUCCUGUUAGACCACCAGGAUGCCAUUGCUCCAGAGCACAAUGACCCAAUCCACGAGCUACUGGAUGACCUUGGCGAGGUGCCCACCAUUGAGUCCCUGAUAGGGGAAAGUUGUGGCAAUUUAAAUGACUCCAGUAAGGAGGCACUAGCUAAGACAGAAGUAUCUCUCACAUUGACCAACAAGUUUGACGUGCCUGGGGAUGAGAAUUCAGAGAUGGAUGCUCGGACCAUCUUACUGAACACAAAACGUUUAAUUGUGGAUGUCAUCCGGUUCCAGCCAGGAGAGACCUUGUCUGAAAUCCUAGAAACACCAGCCACCAGUGAACAGGAAGCAGAACAUCAAAGGGCCAUGCAGAGACGUGCUAUCCGGGAUGCUAAAACUCCUGACAAGAUGAAGAAGUCAGCAUCUGUGAAGGAAGAGAAUAACCUCAGCCUCCAGGAGAAGAAGGAAAAGAUACAAUCAGGCUUAAAGAAGCUGACAGAGCUUGGGGCUGUGGACCCAAAGAACAGAUACCAGGAACUGAUCAAUGACAUUGCCAAGGACAUCCGUAACCAGCGGAGAUACCGACAGAGAAGGAAAGCCGAACUGGUGAAACUGCAGCAAACCUACUCAGCUCUGAACUCUAAGGCCACCUUCUAUGGAGAGCAGGUGGACUACUACAAAAGCUACAUCAAAACCUGCUUGGAUAACUUAGCCAGCAAGGGCAAGGUCUCAAAAAAGCCAAGGGAAAUGAAAGGAAAGAAAAGCAAAAAGAUUUCCCUGAAAUAUACAGCAGCAAGACUGCAUGAAAAAGGAGUCCUUUUGGAAAUUGAGGACCUGCAAGUGAACCAGUUUAAAAAUGUUAUCUUUGAAAUCGGUCCAACAGAAGAAGUUGGAGACUUUGAAGUGAAAGCCAAAUUCAUGGGAGUUCAAAUGGAGACUUUCAUGUUACAUUAUCAGGACCUGCUGCAGCUACAAUAUGAAGGAGUUGCAGUCAUGAAAUUAUUUGAUAGAGCUAAAGUAAAUGUCAACCUCUUGAUCUUCCUUCUCAACAAAAAGUUCUAUGGGAAGUAAUGGGUCAUCUGCUGCCAGCCCAGAAGAAGGCUUGGAAGAUACACUUCACAGCCUCUGGAGGGUCCUCCUUUACUCCUUGGAAGCAAAGACCAGCUCAGCUGGUGCCUCAGUCAGAUACACUCCCAGUGCUCCAUUUUUAAUCCCUCUCCCUCUGACAGGACAUUGUUUUACCUUUUUUCAUAUGAAAUUAUAUAUGCCAGGCUUAGUCUGACCCCUGCUUCCUUCAUCGUUCUUCAUCAUUUAGGAAAGAGUGGAAGCCCCGCCAGUCCCAGACUCUCUUACAGUCUUUGAAGCGGUAUUACUGUUUUGUAAGCUUUGGUGUUUGUUUUGCUUAGCAAUAAGGAUAGGAGGAUUUAAAUUCAUGUUUAGAAAUGAAAGCUAUUGGCACCAAUAACAUACAUGCACAUAAGAUUCACAAUUAAAAUGCCAAGUUUUCAAAAGUGUAGCUCCUUUAUAUUUUUGGUCCAUCAGUGAAAUCGAAGGAUAACAAAGGUCUUUAUUUCUCUUCCAUUCUGUCAUCUUUGUGGACAGAGUUUGUGCAAGUUCUGUGUUCAAAUGGAGCGGUUUUAGAAAACAAGGAGAUAGUGCUUUUAACCUUGACGGUCAGAUAUGGACAGUGCUGUUACUGUAGUGCCCUCCCUAGUUGAUGAGAAUUCCACUGAUAACAUUCCGCUCUUGAGGUAAAUUCAGAGUGGGCCGCGGAGUUGUCCUGUUCAAACCAGGCCUCAGAGGUGGAUGGGAUUCCCAGAGACUGUCCACUCCAUCCUUCGACAAAGGAAUGGUUUGCCCUAGUGUAGAAUGUAACUUCCCAAAAUUGUUUGUGUCUUAAAAGUGCCUUAUUAAAGCGUAGAUUUAUUUCUUAAAAUGUGAGUGAUAGGAAUUUUUAAAAAAUUUAUGUAAUGCUUUAGAAUACUCUUGAGAAAGGUUUUUUUUUUUUUUUAAUUGGUUUAUCUGUAUAUCUGAACUCUUGAACAUUUCCUUUAGCUGAAACACUAGGAUUUAUCUGCAGGAUUGCAGAGACUCCUGCCUUAAAUAGUUAAAACAACAGCCAGCCCAUGUAUAUGCUUAAGAUGAAAAUCAAUUUUUCCCACCUAUUCAUCUCUUGCUGCCAACAAUCAUGUCUUUAUAAACCCCAAAUAUUUAGGCUUGGUUUUUUUUUUUGUUUGUUUGUUUGUUUGUUUUUUUAAAGAAAGCUCAAUUUUAAAUAUUGAAUUUAGAAACUUUGCCCUUGGAUAAAAAGUCAUAAACUUUUUUCUAAAUGUUUUUCAAAAAAAACAGGUAAAUCAUGCUACUGAGCUUCUAGUUUCUCUGUUUUGGUUCAGUAUUGUUUUAUUAUGAAACAUGAAAGUUAAAUUGAAAAGUUUACUCAUGUACAUUGGAGGCCAGUUAACCAUUUAAAUUAAUAAAUUAUGUGGUGUGUCCCUAUUACAAAUGUAAGUUUCAGAAAAGUAUCUUUCAUGAUUGGUAAUGUGGCCAAGUCAAUGGGUACAGCCCACAGGGAGUGUGGGUACCGGGAGGCAUGGGUGCCAUGGGAGGACUUGCCUGUACACUAAAAAAAAACUUGCUUUUUAAUGAGUUUUGGAACACGGUUUUUUGGUAAAUAUUUUCUUCAAAUAAAAGCCAAAUGCUAAAACCUGAGGUGGUAGGAUACACAGGUUUCAGGCACUUGACAGGCUGAGACAGAGGCUAGGUCAAGGCCAACUUGGGCUAGAUAGACAUACUCUGUCUAAAUAAAAGUAGAAUUCGUUAGAACCACCAUCACCUGAAAGACUGAGACUGACAAAAGUGUGUUAACUAUGUCUUCUUGAAAGAGCAUACCCAUCUCAAAUGCUUGUCCCAAAGGCCACCUCCAAGACAAUAAAGUUUACAGCACCUUUACUAAGAUGUUUCAAUUAUUUAGAAGGAUGCCCAGAACACAGCUUCUAAUGCAGAAUAGCACCAAACGCUCUUCAGGAAUUUUGAUUGAUGAAUGCAGAACUGUUUUAAAGGCAGAGAUUGCCCAGCACACCUCAAGUCCUGGCAUCAGAGCCAUGUUGUGCUUGCUUUAUUUAUUAGCUGUAGCAGUCUCUGUCUCAUCUCAUCCUCCUCUCUCCUGCUCCUUGGCCAGCCGUCAUGACAUUUACCAUGAAUUCAUUUCCUCCCAAGAAUCGGGUCUGCCCGUGGGCUUGUUGUUACACACAGUUGCCUUUGUAUCUCUAGAUGAAAUAAAAGGUCAUUUGUU
Jaculus jaculus (lesser Egyptian jerboa) is the source of this 7270-nucleotide messenger RNA. RefSeq names its product IQ motif containing GTPase activating protein 1 (gene Iqgap1). The coding region runs from base 76 to 5049 and encodes 1657 amino acids. NCBI's taxonomy places the organism in Eukaryota, Metazoa, Chordata, Mammalia, Rodentia, Dipodidae. Gene Ontology annotation, cellular component: cytoplasm; nucleus. The record is from RefSeq and is a predicted model, not a curated record. Gene Ontology annotation, molecular function: actin filament binding; GTPase activator activity; calmodulin binding. Gene Ontology annotation, biological process: regulation of actin cytoskeleton organization; regulation of GTPase activity. The transcript has 38 exons.